Ictidomys tridecemlineatus (thirteen-lined ground squirrel) is the source of this 2742-nucleotide messenger RNA. RefSeq names its product transmembrane protein 86B (gene Tmem86b). NCBI's taxonomy places the organism in Eukaryota, Metazoa, Chordata, Mammalia, Rodentia, Sciuridae. Gene Ontology annotation, cellular component: membrane. Gene Ontology annotation, molecular function: hydrolase activity. The record is from RefSeq and is a predicted model, not a curated record.
GUAACUGCCUGGUGGUGGUGGCGGCCAGAUCCUCCGUCCUUUCCGUGGACCCCAGUGGGGCAGGGUGGGUCCCAAGAUGCCCCCUGCUCCUGUCACCCACUUCCCUCACAUUCUCUCCUCUGGAUUCCCAGGAGGCUGGUGCCAGGGAGACAAGCCCCCAUCCACCCCCAUUUGCACUGAGAAGAGAAAUUACGGAGCUUUGUCUCCUAGAAUAAAGAUAGAGAGUCAUGUGGAAAGAAGGAAGAAAGAGAGACAUAUAUUAUAUAUUAUAUAUAUACUGAGAAGGAGAGAAGAAGCUGGGAUGCCGCGUAGGGCCCGUGGCUCCGAAGCACACCCUCCCUGUCUGUCCUGGUGGGGGCUGGCUCUGGGGUCCUGAGGCCGCUGCUGUGCCCCAGUUCUGUGUUCUGUGUUCCGGUGCCGAUGCCCGUGCCCAUGCCCACAUCCAGCCUUUCAGCUCAGGUCCACCUUGGGGGAAAGCCUGCGAGGGUGUCGGGCCCGAGGAGGGCCGUGCCUUCGCUCAGACCCUGCACUUUCACCCAGGCGCCUGGCCCUGGGGAGUGGGGCCUCCCUGGCAACAUCCCCAGGGGCCCUGAAUCAGUUUGGCUGGGCCCCCUUGCCCAGGGGCCUGGGGUCCCAGCCCUGCUGCCAUGUGGCCUUGUCCCCCCUCCCCCAGCCUGGCGUGAGUGUGCGAGUGUUCGUGCUGAGCUUCUAUUUCAUAUUGCAAAUAUAAAUAAAGGAAGACUGUUUACGAUUCUUGAUGGUCAGACCUUGAGUUCUGGAAUGUGGGGUGGAGAGCAGCUUCCCCUCUGAGGCUGUGAACCUUGUGGGACAUGGUCCUUGGUGGGGCGGUGACCCACCCAGCUGAGGCAGAGAUUUCCAGGAGGAAAUCUGCCCGUCCCCAAUCUACAUGGAUCCACACCCUCACAGCACAUCUGCAUUUGACAUCCCGAAGUGUACCUGGCCUGCAUGUGUAGGCUCGGUGGGGCACUGCUGAGUCUGCCUCCCAGCCAGAUCCACCUUCCCUGCACUGCUAGGGACUUGGGGUAGCUGGGGAGCCCUGGGCUCUGGAGGCCUCAGGUUCUUGCUGGUGGAAGGAGGGAAGUUGGAAUCCUACGCUCAUCCCUGGUGGGAAGCAGUGAGCCAUGUUACGGGUGAGUGGGUUUCCAAUGAGGCACAUGACACCACCAUCACCACCCCCGCAAUUCCCUGAGCCCCUUGGUCCCUGUGGCAGUCCCCAUCUUCCAGAUGGGAAGGCUGAAGAGUGAGCACUGCAUGCAGGGGGUAAGUAUCCUGGCAAACUGCUGCAGUGACCCCUGCACUGGGCACAAGGACAGCAUCCUCACUGCACCUUCAUUCAGCCAGUGCUUGGCAGGGAAUGGAGCAGGAAGGCCCCUUCCCACUACCUUCCCACCCUCCCUGGCUGGCCCACUCCAUUGGAAUCCUGAGCUGCCCCUUCUGAUUGGCUGGGCACAGGACAAUGGGAAGGGUACUUGUGGGCCUCACCCCCCAGGCAGAAGAAACUAGGCCAGGUUCGUGUGUGCUGGGCAAGGGCUGUGAAGACGGAGGGACCCUUGGGUCCCGAUGGGCACCUUAUUAGAGGGCAUCAAGCAAGGGCAACUCCUCAGGGGGAGCAGUUUCUCUCUGGGUGCUGUUAUCAGUCCCAGCAUCCACAGGACGCUCUUUGGGUUAAUGUGUAACCAUGACCUCUUUCCUCCUUACCCUGACCUACCAGCUUCCAGGUACAGGGGACUCUGGCAUCGUACCUGCAUGGAGAGUGGGAAGGAAGUGCUGCUCCUGAAGACGCUCCUAGUCCAACACCAGCAGGCCCGCAGAUGGCUGAGCCCCUUCAUUGUCACCUGUUCCAUCUACUUCCUCCUCUGGAUUCCUGAGAGCCAGUCGACCUGGGUCAGCGCCCUGGUCAAGAGCCUGCCUGUGCUCUCCCUGGUGGUGUACCCAUGGGCCCUGACCUCUGGCGGGAGCUACGCCUGGCUUCUCCAGGGAGGCCUUGUGUGCUCGGCUGUGGGGAACGCCUGCCUCAUCUGGCCCGAGGCCUUCCUUCAUGGUAUGACCGCCUUUGCUGCUGCCCACUUCCUGUAUUUCUGUGCCUUCGGGCUCUCCCCGCUGCAGCCGGCCCUGCUGCUGCUCACCAUCCUGGUCUCUGUGGUAUACUACGGCCUGCUUCUGCUGUACCUUGAGCCGGACAUGUUCCUGCCAGUGGCAGUCUACGUGCUGGUGGUGUCCGCCAUGCUAUGGCGUGGCCUGGCCCAGGGUGGGAGUGCUGGCUGGGGCGUUCUGCUCCUCGCGCUUUCUGAUGCCAUGCUGGCCUGGGAUGUCUUUGUCCACCCCCUGCCCUAUGCCCGCCUGGUGACCAUGUCCACCUACUACUUAGCCCAGCUGCUCAUCACCCUGUCAGUCAAGAGCCUAGGGCUCAAGAACGACUGACCAGGAGCCAGAUGCCCAGUCCCCUCCCUCCCCUCCCCCAGAGACUGACCCAGCCUGAGAAACACCCCCACGGCCAAGCCUUGGGUGCAGCUGUGGUGCUGUCUGUCUCAAGACGCUUGUGUGCUGUUGGCAUUCCAAGCCUGCCGCUGGGUUCAAGCUUCCUUCCCUGGGUUCUGGCUCUGGACUCUGGGCCUCUUGGCCAGACCCGUGUUCUGCCUUCCCCUGUCUCCCCACCAUCUGCUCCUUCCCACAGCUCCCAUCUGUCUUCUUGUUGCCAAGUAAAGUGGGUAUUGAAACAGA